Tachysurus fulvidraco (yellow catfish) is the source of this 3510-nucleotide messenger RNA. Its product is annotated as free fatty acid receptor 2-like. The coding region runs from base 1740 to 2747 and encodes 335 amino acids. NCBI's taxonomy places the organism in Eukaryota, Metazoa, Chordata, Actinopteri, Siluriformes, Bagridae. Gene Ontology annotation, cellular component: plasma membrane. The record is from RefSeq and is a predicted model, not a curated record. The transcript is spliced from 2 exons. Gene Ontology annotation, biological process: G protein-coupled receptor signaling pathway; cellular response to fatty acid. Gene Ontology annotation, molecular function: G protein-coupled receptor activity.
UUGUAUAAUACUUCCGAGAAUUGUAUCUAUAAAAGCAAGAUCAACUAUUCAGUGAUGUAAUCGAGUUAGUUAAUGUUAAAUUGUAAAGAACAAUCAAUCAAACCCCAUAUCCUGAAUAAUGCUUUAUCUAUAAUUUAGAAUAUCAAUUUAAUUAAACUAAAUGUGUUUAAUCCAAAAACAAACCAGACAUACAAAUACUUAUUAAAUUGGACUUCUGUUGAUGGAAACUAAAGGUAUUGCAUUUGGAAGAAGUGAGCAAAAUUUUUAUUGAUUUUAUAAUUAAAGGGGUCUCUGGCAGCAAAAACUUAAAAAAAUUCCAGUUAUAGAUAUUAUAUCUAUUUAACGCUUAAAUCCUCCGUAUGUUUGAUCGUGUAGUUUUUCCAAAACUUAUUUUAAAAUGACUGUUAAGGUCACACUGAAAAAUCAUAAAUACAAAUUAUUAACAGAGGAAAUAAAAAUAGCUUUGGUAACCAUUGUUUGUGGGUGUUUGUAUGUCUACUGCGAAACUCUGUAUUUGAAUUGUGGUCAUAAAUAUCCAACCAAAGAGACAUCAAGGAAGUUAAUGAGUUAAUAUUUGAGCUGAUCGGGUCGUAGCUGGAGGCGGCAGAUGUAGUUUGACUAGAAGCAACUGAUUCUAUGAUAAUAAAACAGUUUCAGUUCUCUGCACAGGAUGCAUUAGAUAACACGGUUAUGCUUAAAAUAAUUAUGCUUAAAUAACUUUAUAUAGUUUUUAUCCUGUGUGUUGUACUAAGUCUAGAGUCUAUAAGUAAAUAUUAAUUAGUAAAGAGGCAAUGAUUCGUUCCUUGUAUGAGCCAAUAGGAGUCAUCUGGAUAUCUUCCAACCUUUCAGCAAAGUCAAGAUCUAACAUAUUAUACAGGAUAUGCAAUAACCAUUACGUCACACAUCCAGCGUUCCAUCUCGCGCUGGCAAACAACGUGGUUGUUUUGAAGUUUGUAGAACCACGGUUUCAUAUUUAGCUCAUAGUUUCACACCUCCUAACCACCAGGCUUCAUAAGAAUCAUCUAGACAAAUCAUGCCACAAUGUCAUAAAUAAAUGUCUUGAUAGCAUAUGAUUGCAAACCAAGAAUAAACAAAUAAACAAAUGGAAUCAAGUGUAUUGCCCUUGAUUUGGUUGAAAACCUACAGCCACACCAGGCCUUUGCUGGAUAAGAUAGAAGUGCCUGGUUAUGUCUAUGGGCCUGUAUCAUUUCUCUGUAGCAGAAUAGUUGAUCAUAUGAUCACCAUAAUUUCUUAAAGGUACUAUUGGGCACCUUUUAGGCACAACCUGUAACACGCCACCAUGGUCAAUUAACUGAUUUGGGUGAUGUAACCUUGUGCAGCAUCAUACAGUAUGUAAUCUGGUAAAGUCGGGCCCCAAACCUUUAAAAUUCAUUCCAUCAAUGAUAAUGUAAGUGUUCUACAAUUGCUCAAUGUAUACUUUUAUACUCUUUUGAGAACAUUUUAGGAUGAGAGAUGCAUUGGAGCCAUUGAAUGAGGUGCAUAUUUCCUGUAGGAUACUUCCCACCGAAAUUAAUAAUAGGCCUGUGUAUCCUGUGUAUUCUGUGUAUAUCCUGGACUGCUUAGUCACACUAAUGAGCUGGCAUGUCACUUCAGUGGGUGCCAAAUUUGUCCUGACUGUGUCUCUUUAGUACAGCACUACUCCCAAGUGUUCAGGGUCAACUAUUAUUCUGCUUCAGAGACUGAUUCUGCAGAUACUAAAGUGUCCUGCAGUUACCAGUAUGAUAAACCACUGGGUGCUUCUCUCAGCCUACAUUAUAACCUUCUUAAUCGGCCUACCAGCCAAUAUCCUGGCCAUUUAUGCAUUCAUCAGGAAGCUUAGAAAAAAACCCACACCCACGGACGUCCUCCUGCUGAACCUGACCCUCUCCGAUUUGCUCUUUUUGUUUUUCCUACCAAUGAAGAUGUAUGAGGCAGCAUCAGGCCUUCAAUGGAAACUUUCCCAGACCAUGUGCUCUAUCAUGUCAUUUGUAUUUUUCAGCACCAUCUACACCAGCUCUCUGCUCCUGAUGGCUGUCAGCAUUGACCGCUACUUGGGAGUUUCCUUCCCAGUGACCUACAUGAAGUUUCGUAAACUUCUUUAUGCCAUCAUUGGCAGCAUUUUCAUCUGGCUGUUCAGUGGUGCACACUGCACCAUUGUGUUUUUUGUCGUCCAUAUGGGCACGGGGAAUAGCACUGAACAAAUGACCACCUGCUACGAGAAUUUCACUAAUGACCAGAAAAGAAUUGUUCUGCCAGUGCGCCUGGAGUUUUUUGUGGUUCUUUGUUUGUUGCCCCUGGUUGUAUGUGUCUUCUGCUAUCUCAACUGCAUCUGGAUCCUUUAUCAUAGGCCUCGCAUAACAAAGGAGAAGAAGCAGCGGGCCAUUGGAAUGGCACUGGGCACUUUGAGUGUCUUCUUGAUUUGCUUUUUGCCUUAUAACAUAUCACAUCUGGUGGGCUUCAAUACUAAUGAAAGCCCUCCGUGGAGGUACUACACACUGCUCCUAAGCACCUUCAACACCUGCCUGGACCCCAUCAUCUUCUACUUCUCCUCAAGCAUUUAUCGCAACACCACUAAACACUCCCUUUUGAGAGUUUUUUCAAUUCGUCGCCGUCUAGGCUUGAACACCUCUCCCAAGUUAAAAGAUGAAGGAGAUUCAAACUCUGACAAAGAACUUGGCCAUCACAAUAGUAACGACAAAAACAAAAGGGAUCCUACAAAAGCUACAAUGACUAUACCUGAAACUUAAACUUUCCGCUGGAAAUACAUAUUUUUUAGCAAAUCCGUCUGCUGUGGUGCAUUCUAACAACCGAAAUUGAAAAGUUUCGAUUUAUUGUUUUUGGUGAAUUGUGCACAUUACUAACCUGCAGAUAAAAGGUAUAAACAUUUAUCUCUGAGUUGCUUCGACUGUGAGAAGAGUCACUGACAACCUUUCGCAUUUAGUUCAGCCUCAAACAGAUUUUAUGAGACUUAUGUCACAAAUUCUACCCGUUGUUUAUUGCAUUUGAAAAAACAGCACCGCUGAAUUCUCAGAAACAAUCAGAAGGUCUUGACAGUAGUUCUGACCUCAAGGUGAAUCAGAGGUUUAUAUAAUGUUGCUAGUUCUAGUAUUUUAUAACAUCUACAGGGACUUGUAUGCCAGAUGCGCCACAGGUUUUCAGAAAAAGACGACUUUUAUAGACGACUGGAUAAUUAGUUCACUUUGCAAUUAUCUGAAUCUCUCUCUCUCUCUCUCUCUCUCUCUCUCUCUCUCUCUCACUCUCACUCACUCACUCACUCACUCACUCACUCACUCACUCACUCACUCACUCACUCACUCACUCACUCACACACACGGUCACAUAGCUUCUACUUAUAUUGGCCUCAGAUGCUUCUGCUGGUGAUAGACAGUAUUUAGAUUGCUUUUUCUAGGCAGUAUGAAGAUGAAUAUUUAAUGGAGUGCAAGAAGUCCAAAUGUAAUGUCUUUUUUUAUGCUUUUAUAAGCCAUUUUCCCCAGUUUUCUCAUUUUUGAC